Messenger RNA from Symsagittifera roscoffensis, 1930 nucleotides. RefSeq lists its product as uncharacterized. The record is from RefSeq and is a predicted model, not a curated record. Bases 120 to 1667 code for a protein of 515 amino acids. The transcript is spliced from 7 exons. Lineage: Eukaryota; Metazoa; Xenacoelomorpha; Acoela; Convolutidae.
UUUGACCAGCGUUCAAUCACAUUAAUCAUUGACUGAGCUGAACAUAAAUGCACAAAAACAAAACGCAAAAUAAUUAUUCGAAAACUAUAAACUAAAUAAGAAUUUUUUUGAAAAUUAAAAUGCAAAGAUAUCUGUUUUUGUUUUCAUUAUUCAUUGGGAAUUUUUUUAUCCCGGAUGUUUUUGCAGCGUUUCGGGAGACGCCGGCGUCCUACUUGGGAGAAAUAAAUUCUCGGGUGACGCUGACAUGCGCAUUUUACCAGGAAAUGGGCCGGCUAAACGAGCCGAUUCGAAUUGAAAUUGAGUGGCUAUUCGCCAAGCCAAGAAUAGCUCCAACGAGUUCGAACAUAGCACCCGAGUUCAAACCGUUCUACGAAGACAGACGAAGGAUAUUCGUGACAUAUGCCAGGAGCGAGGCGGACCGAAUCGUUACUAACUCGAGCACGAUUGAGAUUCGCAAUGCGAUGUAUGAAGAUAUGGGAAAGUAUAAGUGCAUCAUCAAUAAGGGAUCUACUUAUGGGGGAUUUGAAAGUCCAAUUGCCGAAAUUAGACUAGUGCCUCGAAUGUCGGUGGACCCCAAGAUUGCCCAGAUAGACCGGGACAAGGAAAGGGUGGGACUGUUCUGCAAUGUCUCCUGGCUGGACUGGGACAGGAGCAGUGGGAUGAACAACAUUCCCCUGGAUCUGCAGAAGACUGGCUGCAAGGAGACCAAGAUAGAGUGGUAUGCGUCCAGGGAGAACAUGUGGGUGAACCCGAAUGACCCGGCUGCUAUGGAGAGUGCAUUCAACAACAGACGUCCGGCCACCCAGAUCCCAAAUGUUGUAGUUGAGAACAGUGGACGUCGUCUGUGGAUCUACAGUGAGCCGGAGGGAUCCAACUACUACUGGGACAAACGGAACAGACAGAGACGCAUUGAGGAGGACUUCUUCUUCGGCCAGGGCGAUGACGUCAUCACUAGGCUGGACAGAGACCUGAUCAAGAUCACCGGCAUCUUCUGGUGUGAGUUCCAGUACUGCUACGAGAAGGACAUGCAAACCCAGCGCACACAUGCAGUAGUCAAAUACCCAAUCAAGUUCGAGCGUGAGAAGAUGGAGAGGAGUCUGAAGGGGUUCACGGAUGAGGACAUGGAGAUCCCCUGUGUGGUCGCGGGGGGUCCAUACUACACCAUCAAGUGGGGCAAGGGCAACAAGACUCUCAGUGGGAACAGGAACGAACCCAGGUCUACCAACAGGAACGACGAACUCAGGUACUACGACUUCAAGUACAACAAGACGACCGGGCAGCCGGACACUCUGGUGUUGAGGGGUUUGGAGCAUUUCGACCGGGCAGAGUACUUCUGCAAUGCCACCAGCUUCGACGGCACAGAGAUAUCCGCCUCCUUUAUGCUCAAGGUCAAAGACCAGUAUACAUCCUAUAUUCCCCUGGGAGUGAUAGUGGCCCAGAUAUUACUCAUUUUCAUGCUCAUCUUCGUGGCCGAGAAAUUCUUUGUCCAAGACCCCCACCAACUGCACAAACACAACGAGAGGUUCUCCGUCGUCAAUGCCCUCGAGAUGACUCAUGGAGGGUCCAGACGCAACUUAACCGUCGACGACCGAACUCUUUCUGUAGCUAGAGGAGAUUUCGUGGACAUCCAACAGAACGCAUACAACAGCCGAAACAGUGUUAUUUGAUUAUAAAGCGAACACGAAAAUUUGCUUAACUAAUUAUUUGUGAAUUUUGUAAUUAUUGGACCAUUUGUAACUGAAUUUAUUAGUUUUGAUUUAUAUAUUCUUUCCGUGGUUUUGUGUACAAAACUUGAAUGCUCAUUUGUCGCAAAUUCUGGGGGUUGCAUGCGCCACUUUCGUCUCGUGCUUAUAGCUAAUCUCAAAGUCGAAAAUAAAAAAUCUUACUCGCUAAGCAAUGAGAUUUGUAGGUGAUAAAUGAUGUAAUGUGA